UCAGUGUGCUCGAAUGACGAGUAUCCCCAAAUACUACUACUGUAACCGGGCAUAACUUUAUUCAACAAAAUUUUGUAACACCAAUCAGUUCUGUUUAUCCAAUUUUUUUGGAAAAAGACGAAAAAGGAAAGAAUCAACAGAUCUCCGAUCCAUGGCGAAGGACUUCAACGUGCCACCGGUAGUAUUUCCCUCCGGGGGAAACCCCGGUACUGGGAUAGGCCCCGGCCCCCAGCAACGUCGUCCAUCGGCUCCGUUUCAGCCUCCGAGAUCUGCAAACCCUAACAUCCCUUUCAUGUCUUUCGACGUGUCCUCUGCCCCGUCUUCCACUGCCUUCUCUACCCCUCAAUUCGCUCCCACCACCAUCGGAGGCGGUGGAAUGGGAUUCGAAGACGAGGCACCUCUCCUUGAAGAACUCGGCAUCAACACUAAACAAAUUUAUCAAAAAACCAUCUCAAUCCUCAAUCCUUUCCGGGUAAGAGCCGAUCUCCACGACGACGCGGAUCUCUCCGGUCCGUUUUUGUUCCUUAUGGCGUUCGGGCUAUUUCAGUUGCUAGCUGGAAAGCUCCACUUCGGGAUCAUAUUGGGGUGGGUUACAGUGGCGGCUUUGUUUCUUUACGUGGUGUUCAAUAUGCUCGCUGGGCGAAACGGGAAUCUGGAUUUGUACAGGUGUCUUAGCCUGAUUGGAUAUUGUAUGUUGCCGAUUGUGAUUUCAUCGGCAAUUUCACUGUUUGUGCCCCAGGGCGGGAUGUUGAUUAUGGUAAUAUCUGGGUUUUUUGUUAUAUGGUCGACCAGGGUUUGCACUAGGUUGCUGGUGGAGCUGGCUUCUUACGGGGACGAGCAUCGGGGAUUGAUUGCGUACGCUUGUUUCUUGAUUUACGCUCUAUUUUCUCUGCUGGUGAUGUUUUGAAGUGCUCAAAUGAAUUGUAACUCAGAUGGCGUGUUUAGUGUUACUUGUAGAUUAGUUUUUUGUUACUGAUUGGUUAACAUUUAGGUACGGGGGUAUUUUUGGUUGCUUUAUGUUUUUAGAAACCUGAGUUCUUUACAUAAAGAGGGUAGACUGGUGAAUAGAGUAGUGGAUGGUUGAUAUGAAGUGUUAAGGGCACUGUUCUUUUCUGUUGGAAAUAUUAUAGAAUGCUGCGCUUUUAGAAGUGUUUCUUCAGAUUCCUGAGGUUUUGUUCCAAAUGUACCUAUUUCUAGUUAUAAUUUGGUGAUUCUGAUGUGGUAAUGGAUACUUGACAUGGAUGCUCAUAGCUUGCGGGGCUUAAUGAUUUUCAAAGGACGAUGGAUUUUAGACA
Coffea arabica (coffee) is the source of this 1295-nucleotide messenger RNA. RefSeq lists its product as uncharacterized. Gene Ontology annotation, biological process: vesicle fusion with Golgi apparatus; endoplasmic reticulum to Golgi vesicle-mediated transport. The record is from RefSeq and is a predicted model, not a curated record. Lineage: Eukaryota; Viridiplantae; Streptophyta; Magnoliopsida; Gentianales; Rubiaceae. Gene Ontology annotation, cellular component: trans-Golgi network; membrane.